AUGGGAGGUGGUUCUUCAAAGAUUUUGGACCCAGAAGAAGUGGCUGAGAUAUCAGCUGAGACUGGAUUUUUUAGGCGUCAAGACUUUCUCCUCAUACCUGAAUUAGCCAUAAACCCUCUGGGCGACCGUAUUAUAAACGAAUUUUUCAAAGGCGGGGAGGAGCUGAAUUUCCGGGAAUUUAUGCAAAAGGUUGCACGCUUUCGAAAGCCAAAUUCUAGCGGUGUGACUGAGUAUAAUAAUCGCGAGGCCAAACUGCGGUUCCUCUUUGGCAUGUACGAUCUCGAUGUCGACAACCGAAUAUCCCGAAGUGAGCUACUAAGUGUUCUGCAAAUGAUGGUUGGAGCUAGCGUCACAAUGGAACAGAUUAAUCGGAUUGGUGAGCGAACAAUGGCUGAAGCAGACGUUGAUGGUGACGGAUAUAUCACCUAUGACGAAUUCAAAGCGGCCGUUGAGAGCGUGGAUAUUGAAAACAAGAUGAGUAUUCACUUCCUGGAUUGA
Molecule: messenger RNA, 498 nt
Organism: Echinococcus granulosus
Lineage: Eukaryota; Metazoa; Platyhelminthes; Cestoda; Cyclophyllidea; Taeniidae
Product: Calcium-binding protein p22
Exons: 5
Coding region: 1-498 (165 amino acids)
Molecular function (GO): calcium ion binding
Source: RefSeq, a predicted model, not a curated record